This is a messenger RNA of Penicillium bovifimosum, 969 nucleotides long. RefSeq names its product RTA1 domain-containing protein. The transcript is spliced from 3 exons. The record is from RefSeq and is a predicted model, not a curated record. The coding region runs from base 1 to 969 and encodes 322 amino acids. Lineage: Eukaryota; Fungi; Ascomycota; Eurotiomycetes; Eurotiales; Aspergillaceae. Gene Ontology annotation, cellular component: fungal-type vacuole; plasma membrane.
AUGAGCAACUCAACGGAGCACUCGUCCGAAUACUGCACGCUUGACCUUUGUCCAAUCACCGAAGCAUACGUCUACUACGUGCCUUCGCUGGCAGGGAAUGCCAUCUUUGUGGCCAUCUUCGCGCUUUUGUUGGUAGCGCAAAUAGUUCUGGGCAUUCGAUAUCGAACCUGGGCAUAUUUGGCUGGAUUGUUUGGAGGAUUGGUGCUUGAGGUCAUUGGCUAUGCAGGACGAAUCCAGAUGCACUACAAUCCAUUCCGCUUUGACCCUUACCUGGAAUACCUGAUCUGCCUCACAAUCGGCCCCGCAUUCAUCAGUGCCUCGAUCUAUAUCUGUCUCGGACGAAUUGUGGUAGUCUAUGGCGAAAGCAUCUCAUUCCUUCGCCCGCGGACUUACACCAUUGUCUUCAUCAUCUGUGAUCUGAUCUCACUACUCCUCCAGGCUGCUGGCGGUGCCAUAACCUCCGUCGCCGACGCUGACGAGGCCGACCUAUCCCAAGCCGGCAUCAACAUCAUGAUCGCCGGUCUGGCUAGCCAGGUUGCCUCCCUCGCCAUCUUCAUGGCUCUUUGUCUAGCGUUUGCCUGGAAUGUGCACAAGAACAAGCAUGAACUCAAUCCAGACCCAUCUAUGGUCAAGCUCCGCAGUAGUAUGAAGUGGAAGGCGUUCAUAGGAGGCCUCAUUUUAGCAACGAUUACGAUCUUUAUCCGCUCCGUGUUCCGAGUCGCAGAGCUAAAGAGUGGAUUCCACAGCGCAUUGGCGAAUGACGAAGUCAUGUUCAUGAUUUUGGAGGGUGCUAUGAUGGCAAUUGCGCUGCUGUGUUUGACUAUUCUUCAUCCUGGUGUGUGCUUCGCUGGCCAUUGGAAUACUACCAAAUGGACGUUUCGCAAAAAUGCUCGAGACAGCGAGAUGAGCAUGCUAUCUCUGGUUCCCGAGCAUGAGAGGACUGGACACAGUGAUUAUGCAUCUAGGUGA